This is a messenger RNA of Morchella importuna, 2211 nucleotides long. RefSeq lists its product as uncharacterized. The coding region runs from base 1 to 2211 and encodes 736 amino acids. Lineage: Eukaryota; Fungi; Ascomycota; Pezizomycetes; Pezizales; Morchellaceae. The transcript has 14 exons. The record is from RefSeq and is a predicted model, not a curated record.
AUGUCGUGCGCUAAAACUCUCCCAGUACCAACAUUCAAAGAAUCCAUCGUCCAACACCAUAGAACAGAUGGUUACUGGAUCGAAACCUACUGGGUCGAUCCCGAGGAUAAGGUUCCAGGUCUCAUCGGAUACGGCCUAGGAGUCGGUGAUAUAUGCAUCUUCGAUAACCCGCUCAAUGGUGGUCCUAAGGAAGCUGAUGGUGGUUGGAAAUCUUACUGUGUUAAAAAACUUAACUCUCCUGUCGCCGUCGCUACUGGAAAUUGUGCUGGGGCUGGCCGCAACGACAUCGUCAUAUGCUAUGAAUAUGGGCAAACAUUUUUGACUGCUAAUCCCGACGGUGGAGAUAUAAUCUGGUUGGAGAAUCCAGGAAGGGACAAGGAGACGAAAAAACUCAAGGAAGAUUGGAAGGAAAGAACAAUCGGCCGAUGGCCAGCUAUGCAUAGAUUGAAAGCUGGAUAUUUCACCCAGCGAUCCAUCUUAGAGCUUAUUGCUUUACCAAUUGUGAACGGAAUCACUCAGGGUGAUAUCGAUACAGCAGUCCCUAUAAUCAUGUUUCAAAAGCCAGAGAAGUCCCUGAACGCUAUUGAAUGGAAUCGGUCAAUAGUUGACGAUCAGUGCUUCACGGUCAUCCAUGAUGCCGCGCCCAAAAAAUUCGAAGCGCAAGGUGGCCGUGAUUCCCUAUUUGUUGCAUCCCGUUCGGGAAUUGACUGGCUGUACUGGGAGGACAGCAAGUGGAAAAAGGAACAUAUCACAGACGGUUUAGAGCAGAAGCCUGGGAUGGACUAUUAUGGAUCCGCUUGUGUUGAUGUUGGGAAGCUGGGAAAUGAUCCUUCCGCCUAUGUCAUGACCAUUGAUCCCUUUCACGGUGGUGUUGUCUCGGUUGUCACAAAGCAAAAGACUGGACCCGACUCUCAUACAUGGACCCGUAAGGUUCUUGAUAUAUACGGCACUCCGGAGCAGCGGCAGAAUAAAGGCACCGGACCCGGCCAUUAUGUUGUAUGUGGGGACUUUGAUGGUGAUGGCGACGAUGAAUGUCUCGUUGCGAUGAUGGGACCCUCUCCUUGGAAGGGGAUAUUCUAUUACAAAUGCAUUGAUCUUGAGAAUAAAGUAUUUGCAAAGUGGAAGAUCUCAGGGGAGUCUGCUGCUCGUCUUGCGAUUGGCGAUUUCAAUAAUCACGGGAAAUUGGACGUUGCCGCGAUCUCUUACAACGUGGAAAAGUAUUACGAGGAACCCAACCCUACAAUCCGACUCUACACCAAUGAGAUUGUCAAAAGCGCAAAGAGCCCGCCUACAAUUAUUGGUACGGUCUGGGGAGGGGAAGCGUUGUACUAUGUCCCUAAGCCUACAGAGAUCACGGCUCCACAGACCACCCCGCUCAUAAACGUUGCGGGCUAUAUAAUGACACUGGAGAUUCAUCCUCCUAACACAAGCGUCCCAACAAAAAAAGGAGAUGCCACCAAAGUUCUCUACGGCAAAGCUUUAGACGGGGAGAUUCCGCGCGAACCACUCAAUGUUCCCGCAAACGAGAAGGCUUCCGCUUUGCUUCUUCAUGAUAAGCUUGACUUUCCGGAGGUAGGGUGUAUACUCAUGCGGAUUAGACCAGAGGAGGGGUAUAAUCCGCAUAAACCGGACCUUGCGCCACCAACGUCAGCACAUGCAGAAGAUACCCGAGUGAAAGUCGAGAACCUAUUUGAAUUUAGCUACCCGGAGCUAGCACUGCCCCAGCCUCUCAAGUUCACCCAAGUUGGAGAGCUUGAGUGGGGGCAAGCAUGGGUGGGUAAAGAUUUUAGCAACAUGACUGGUAUCGACUUCCGAUUCCUGGAUGGGACACAUCUUUGUCACGUACAAUAUUGGACUAUAGGCAAAGGAGUAUCUGCUGGUGUGCAUAACCAUUCUGAAGACACCUUCCUCGAAGUACAUCUUUGUCUCGUUCCCGGCACCGGAGAGAACACGGGCAUGUGGCGCGUUCCACCCGAUUUUCCAGUUGAUCCAGAAAAGCCAAAUGAUGUUCCAGCUGAUAAGUUCAUCAAGCUUCCGUUGGAAGCGCUAGAACAGCAGGGUGGGUUUUGGGAGAGGGAUCGUGAUGGGAAGCCCAUCUGGUUGGACAAUGGAGCUGUCAAGUACCCGUGGCAUAAGUGGCAAGCCGAUAAUAAGAAAGAUGGUCUCGAUGUUUGGAUAGCCUAUGAGUUUAACCCAGAGCUAUGUCUCUAA